CACAAGGGAACGCAGCGAGUGGUGUUUUCUUGCCAUUACAACUCCGAAUAGCCCCCCCUGCGAAUUGCUUCCUUCCCUUAUCCGCCGACGCACACUCUUCAAAACUGCCUUGAACUAUAAUUCAUUCCUUUGUAUCCCUCCGCGGCCACGAACAAAUUAUUCACGAAGCCAAAACUACUCACUAGACGCAUCGACCUGUGCAUGCCCCCCCUCCCCGGGCCAAACGGGCAUGGUGCUGCGGGGCUGAAACGGGCGCACGCUCGACCGUUUGGCAGGCAGGCAGGCAGACGCCGUCGUCGUUGACGGAUUGAAAGAGAGAGAAGAAGAGGAAGAAGAAGAAGAAGAAGAAGAAAGAGGAGAGGGGCCAGCGUUCGUCAUCUCUCGCCGCGCGCUCCGAGAUAGCUCUAGCAAUGGCCAAGCACCACGAGCCGCUCAAGGCCCUCGCGCCCAUUGACUGGGCCGACGUGCCGCCGCAGGACGACGGGCUCGACGGGUUCCUCAACGGCGUCUUUGCCGAGGCGCAGGUCGUCGUCGACUCGAUCCCCUCAACGACGACGACGACGAGCAGCGGCAGCGGCGCCACGACCACCGGCGGACGCGCCCGCGCGCAGACCGACUCGGCCGUCUUUUACAACGCAGCAGCAGCAGCAGCGGCGGCGGCGGCGGCGGCCAAGGAUCCGUCGUCGUCGUCGUCAUCGGCAGCCCAGCAGCAGCUGCGCAAGGAGUGGAAGGAGGUCAAGGUCAACCCGCGCGACAACCCGCUCGGCAUCGCCGUCUACAAGCUCGCCGGCAAGGACGGCCGCGGGGCCUGGUUCGCGCGCCGCAGCGUCCACGAGGGCCUGCCCUUCGACCGCUGGAGGGCCGGCCUGGAGCGCGAGUUCGCCGAGACGAUGAAGGUCCAGGGGUCGCCGGGGAGCGGCAACAUCCGCGGCAUCGGCGCCGACAGGAGCGUCGAGCACAAGGCCAUAGACGGCGCGGGCCACUUGAGCGGUUCGUAUAUACCCCAAGAGGGAUGACAAACAGGCAAGCGACGGUAUUCUCAAGGGCCUCCUCGGCUGACGUGCGUCUACUUCCUACAGUCUUUCAGCUCUCCGCCCAGUUCCCCGGGCCGACCUCGCCGCGAGACUUCAUCACCCUCCUCCUCACCACCGAUGCCGUCCCGGGAAGACCGCAGCCACCGGCACAGCAGCAGCAGCAGCAACAGCAGCGAGAGCACCACGGUCGUCGUCCCCUGCGCCAGUACAUGGUCGUUUCCAAGCCGUGCACGCAUCCGGGUUGUCCGCCUCGCCAGGGCAUCAUCCGCGGCCAGUACGAGUCGGUCGAGAUCAUCAGGGAGGUCCCCAGCGAGGGCAUGGCGGCCAAGCGCUCCUUCUCGCACGCCGACCUCACGUCCGACGAUGCUACCCGGCGGGUGAGCUUCGCCAAGCCGCCCUCGGGCGACGGCGAUGACGGCGGCGACGACGAAGGCGCUCCCCGCGCAGUCGAAUGGCUCAUGGUGACGAGGAGCGACCCCGGCGGCAGCGUCCCGCGCUUCAUGAUCGAGAAGGGCACGCCGCCGGGCAUCGUGGGCGACGCUGGCAAGUUUCUCAAGUGGCUCACUGCCAUGGACCCUUCUCAGGCCUCGGAGUCGGGCGCCGUCCAACGCAACGGAGGAGAGAAGCAGAAUCUGUCCCCGUCCGACGCGCGCGCGAGGACAUCAAACCAGCAACAGACCAGCGGUGCCGCCAGCCGCACACAAGGAGGCGCGGCCACCGCUGACGGCAACGACGACUACGACGAGGGAAUCCCCAGCAGCAACGGCAUAUACGGCAUCAUUGCGGGCGCAUUCGGGGCCGCCACGUCGGUCGCGUACGGCCUGCGCCAGCAGUUUAGCAGUCCCCUCGGAUUCAGCACCAGCCAGGAAAGCGUCACAGAAGAAGACGAGGCCAGCAAGCGGGCAGACGCGGCGGAAGCCGACGAGGGCGACGGCGACAACGGCUCCGAGAGCGACGCGUCCUCGACGCACAGCUUCAGCUCCGCCAUGGAGCGGUACAUGACGGCGGACAUGGGCGGCGACAGCGUCGCCGGCAGCCACUCGGACGAGUCGCGGUCGCAGAGCAAGGCGGCCAACGGCGGCAGCAGUAGCAGCAACCCCCUCGACAAGGAGCUGCUCAAGCUCACGGAGCGGCGCCGCAAGCUCGACGAAAACUACGCCCGGAUGCAGGAGCGGCUGGAGAGCCGGCGGCAGGACGGCAAGGACAAGGACGCGGUGGCGCUGGCCAAGGCGCGCGAGAAGCACGACCGCGAGCUGGCCAAGCAGGAGGCCAAGUACCGGCGCGAGAUGCGCAAGCUCGAGGAGAAGCGCGAGAGCGAGGAGCGCAAGGCCGAGGCCCGCCGGCGCAAGACGGCCGAGCGCGAGGACAGGGCCGCCCUGCAGCUCGAGCUCGACCGCGCCCGCGCCGACCGCGACGUCGCCCGCAAGCAGCUCGAGCUGCUGCAGGGCCAGGUCGGCGAGCUGCAGCGCGAGAACACGAUGCUCGUCGCCCGCCUCGGCCGCCUCGGCGCCAUCAACAACAGGGAGGACUCGGCCUCGUCCCGCGAGCUGUCGGUCAAGAGCCUCGGCAAGUCGGACAGAGCGCUGUCGUCGUAGACAUGUGUGAGGGAAAAGGGGG
This is a messenger RNA of Purpureocillium takamizusanense, 2651 nucleotides long. RefSeq lists its product as uncharacterized. The record is from RefSeq and is a predicted model, not a curated record. Bases 1013 to 2629 code for a protein of 538 amino acids. NCBI's taxonomy places the organism in Eukaryota, Fungi, Ascomycota, Sordariomycetes, Hypocreales, Ophiocordycipitaceae. The transcript has a single exon.